This is a messenger RNA of Thamnophis elegans (Western terrestrial garter snake), 3441 nucleotides long. It is a transcript of the gene GLRX2, whose product is annotated as glutaredoxin 2. NCBI's taxonomy places the organism in Eukaryota, Metazoa, Chordata, Lepidosauria, Squamata, Natricidae. The transcript has 4 exons. The record is from RefSeq and is a predicted model, not a curated record. Bases 42 to 458 code for a protein of 138 amino acids.
CGGGGCGGGGCGUGGCCCGGGCGGCUGUUCCCAUUCGGCCGAUGGCUUGGAGGGCGCUGCGGAGGCUUCGGGUGCUCAGAAUGGGGAACAAUGCAUCUGCUGCUAAAGCGAUAUCUAAUACUGCUAUAACAAACCAAAUACAAGAUGCUAUAUCAGAUAAUUGUGUUGUGAUCUUCUCAAAAAGCAGUUGUUCCUACUGCAAAAUGGCCAAGAGACUAUUUCAAGAAAUGAAUGUCAAUUAUAAAGCCAUAGAACUUGAUAGAUAUGAAAAUGGAAGUCAGUUUCAAGAUAUUCUUCAUCAAAUGACGGGCAGCCGGACAGUUCCCAGAAUAUUUAUCAAUGGAAACUUUGUCGGAGGUGCUACAGAUACUCAGCAACUUCACAGGGAAGGUAAACUCCUUCCAUUAGUUCACCAAUGCCAGAUCCAGAGAGAGAGAAACUCAGUACAUUCAUACUGAGUUUUCCUUGAUUUUUUUGAAUAAAAUAAACCCAAAUUUCACUUUACCGACAUACCUGUACAAAAAUGCUUCAACAACUUUGAAUUGUCCCAAAAUAUAUUGGCUAAUUUUAGUAAAUAUUCAGGUUGCAACCACACAGGGAUUCCUGGGAGAAAACCUAGCCACACAAAUAAACCUUGUUACAUUAAGUCAGUUCCAAGUCUUUAAGAGUUAUGCCACCUGCACUCAAACCCGGAGCAAUACUCCCAGGAUGAGUUUGGGAGACGUAUGAGCACCUGCACAAUAUUCAGCUGCCGUCCAUAAGGAUUUGCUCAUUGUUUGCGGUUUCUGCAACUCCGUACUAAACUUUAUAGCUCUCUUGUCUCUGCAUGCUGCCUUUCUCUCAAGAAACUGGACACUGGCAAGUUUGGUGUAUCAAACAGAAAAAAAUGGAAGAGAGACUUGAACCAACACAAAAUCAGCAGACGGAGGGCUGGAAAUAAGAUACUGGGAGCAGUCAUUGGCAAAGGAGAAACUGAACUCAGCUUAAUUCUUCUCUUCAACAUAUCUCCUCAUCAUUUGCUUCCUACACCUUGGAGCUUGAACUUCUGGUUAGUCCCAGCACACGAAUCUUUAUGCAGUCCAAUAGAAAGAAGGCUUUUGCCUCUCUCUAAAGUUAUAUAGAAAGGUAAUGCCAGCACAUUGGCAAAACGUAGCUCUGGAGAAAGCAGAGAAUAUAGAUUGAAUAAGCCAUAUAUAUAUAUAUAGACUAGUUUUAUAUAUGCUGAAGUUCUACUUCAAUUGUACUUCUACUUCGCUUGAACCAGUGGUGGGUUGCAAAUCCUUCCAACCGAAACAGUUGGAAUGGGGCUGGCGACGUCCUCAUGGACGUGUGCAAUGCAUGCACACAAGUGCGCAUGCAUCUUGGCGCCUCCGCAAUGCUCCAGCUGCUCCAUGGAGUGUCGCGCAGGUGCUGUAUGCGCCAUGUCCCUGUGCAGAAGCGCAGAAGCUUUUUAAACACCGGGAAAGAGCUCGGGCGGGCGGGUGGGCCCUCUGGAGCACCAUACCGGAAUGGUAUCCAGUGUUCCGGGCUGCCUCCGGUACGCCAGUACCAGGGUGUAUCGCCUGCAACCCACCACUGGCUUGAACCUACGUGUAUACAACUGUAGUUUUUACUGUCGGCCUUCCUAGUCUUUUGCUUAGCAAGUACAAUUUGGUAAAAUCCAUGUUCAUUCUCAGUUAAAGCACCAUCACUGCCCCUUUCCCAGUUUAAAUAUGUCCAAGCUAAUCUAUCCUUGCCUGAUUAAUAUUGUGGUUUAUUUAGGCAGUGUGUCAGAAUCGCCCUUUUAACAACACGUAACAUGAAGGAUUUUUUGGAAUUAGGUAUCUAAUUCUAAUUAGGUAGAAAGGACCCCAUUAGCUAUAUGUAGCAGAUGCUAGUAAAUGAUUUACAGAUGGGUGAAUAUUUUCAAAAAUGUUGUCUGAAGUGACGGGCAUUUUUUGUGAGAUAUUUAUAUGUCUAGAUUGCUAGAUGACACAUUUCAUUAUCAAAACUGCUUGAAAAUGCAACCUCUGUGUGGCUUGCAAUUGAAGUUUAUAAAGUAGAACUUUAUGGGUAUAUGACAAAAACAGAUUGUGACUUAAUGAAUGUUCUUUCUCUUUGUGUAAUAUAUUUGCAUUAAACAGUACCAAAUAUUUUUCAGGAUUUUACAUUCAUGUGUUACGAUUAACUGCAUUAUAAGCUGCAUGCUCAUGUUCCAAAGAAUGUGGUGUUUUCUUUUUAUUUUCACUUUUCAAGUAUUGUAUCCUAAAACAGAUUUACAAAUUAAAAAACAAUGAUGGAUAUAAGGGAUAGUACUUUAAUGGCCAAAUUAACAUUUAAUUAAAGAGAAUACAUCUAACUUUGUUUAUAUCUAUAAACCAUGUCUGGAUUUUGUGCUGAGAUUAAAAAAAAUUUUUUGGGAUGUAUUGAUUAGGCAAUUUUUUUAAAUAGAAGAGUGAUGAGACAUAGAAAGCUCACAACCUACCUAUCCAUCCAUCCAUCCAUAUAUAUCCACCCAAAGCAAUUAAAUGCUGAAGAACUUAGAAGCAAAUGCUGAGAACAAAAGCAUCCAUGUGAAAUUGAAGCACACAUACAGCAUUCAUAGAACUUCAGUUCCAGCUCACCUUUUUAACCACACAUUACACUAGUAAAUAAUGAUUGUGGCAUCAUUAAGGGUAAUUUAAAUGAUGAGGUAUAUAGAAUUUAUUUUGCACUUGUUCUACAAAGCAUAAAACAGAAAUAUUUCAUUUACACUUGUUUCUGAAAACAAUCACUCAAAACAAUGGUAAUCAACAAACCCCAUCUUCUCUAAUGAUGUUUAUUAAUAAAGAGAUUGUUUUCUUAGUUAAAAACUUGCUACUCUUUAAACAAAAACCCAAGACUGUUUAUUUUAAAAUGAAAAUCACAUAUCAAAUAUUCAAUGUUUAUUGUAACAUUUUGGCAGUAAAGGCAUUGUUUUGCUUUUUAAAAAAUAUGCAAUUAUGAGCCUCAGAAGAAUAUGAUUCUAAUGGGAAGAACAUAGAUUGAAUCCUUUUUCUUCUAAUAAUGUUUUCCAUACAGUCACUCAUUAAAAUUCUGAUACCCAAGGGUAAAAAGAACAGAAGUGAAAGAGUAGAAAGAAUAUUGUGAUCUGGACCAAAAUAUCAUCUGGUAAUUCAAACAAUCCUUUAAUUGUCAAAUUAUUCUCAGGGCUGUACUGUAUCUAGGUCACAUUGCUCCCACAAAUUACCUGCUUUUGCCCUUUGGAGUCAUAAACAGCAUCUUGCAACUGGUUAUACAAGCCAAACAUUGAAAUUUAUUUCCAUUGUACAAGUUUAAAGAAGGAAGUUAAUUAGCUGACUGGCAUUCUUUUUAUUUUAAAAGGUAUGUCUUUAAUAUACAAAAAUUCAUAGACAAUUGCAUAUCUGCAUUAUUUCUUAAUAUCAGAAUUAAGUUUUGCAAAAUUCUUUGUAAAGUAAUUUU